AUGCCUACUGCAACUUCACCUCUUCCUCAAGACUCACCUGAUCAGACCUACGUGACUGUGUCUCCCAUUGCUGGAGGCUUCAUCACUCUCUCAGACCACUUCUUUGUUUCGCCUGCCGAACCAGGCGCCAAACGCACAGUACCAUCCCUUACAUUUCUCAUAAGCCAUCCGAAUCCUCCAGGAACAUCAUGUCCACAACUUUCCCCCAACUCAACACAGAAUGACAAACCAAUUCACAUCAUGUUCGACCUCGGCCUCCGCAAAUCACCAACCCUCUAUCCACCGGCCCUUCAGACUCACAUCGAAGGCCGAAGACCUUACAAUCUCUCCCCCGGCGUGGCAGCUCAGCUCUCAUCCGGAGGUCUCGAUCCCUCCUCCAUCGAUCUCGUAAUCUUGAGCCACGUGCACUACGACCACCACGGCGACCCAGAAGACUUUCUCAAAGCGAAUUUUCUGAUCGGCCACGGCGCCAAAGAUGUCCUGGAAAACGGCCUCAAAGGAAUGGGAAGUCACCAACACUUCGAUGCAACUACAUUUCCUUCUGAACGAACGAUCGAAUUAUCGAACCCAGAAGGAUCAUCCGAAUGGAAACCUCUCGGGCCCUUCCCUUCAACUCUCGACUUAUUCUCCGAUGGCACAGUCUACCUAAUUUCAACCCCAGGCCACCUUCCGGGACAUCUCAACCUCCUUUGCCGCACCGGGCCAUCGAAGUGGAAACUGCUCUGCGGAGAUGCAUACCACGAUAGACGCCUAUUGACCGGAGAGAAAGAUAUCGGGACUUGGGAAUCUCCCGAAGGAUCAACACUGUGUAUUCAUGUAGAUAAGAAGCAAGCGGCGGAGAGUAUUAAACGACUACGAGAAUUUGAUGCGGCAACGGGUGAAGAAUGUGAAUUGAUUGCAGCGCAUGAGGAAGAUUGGUGGGAGAGGAAUAAGGGGAAGCAGUUUCCGGGGACGAUAUAA
Messenger RNA from Cercospora beticola, 960 nucleotides. RefSeq names its product MBL fold metallo-hydrolase. NCBI's taxonomy places the organism in Eukaryota, Fungi, Ascomycota, Dothideomycetes, Mycosphaerellales, Mycosphaerellaceae. The record is from RefSeq and is a predicted model, not a curated record.